AGUUCAAUGCGAUAAAAUGACAGAUUAAUUAAUCGACCUUAAAUAGCAAUAUAUGCAUUUGACACUGGUGUGAGAGAGUGCAGACAGGUUCUGAAGUGUUCAAUCAAUUUCAGAAGCAAUAACUUUUUUUAAAUCAUAACUCAAGUAACCAUAAUCAGCAUUUACUCUUUCCACUGCAAUGGUUUUGUUGUUUGACGAUAUUUUGCUUCAGGUUGGCGAAUUCUCGCGUUUCCAAUACAUCCAGUGGUUUUUAUUGUUCUUGAGUUCGAUCACGCAAGCAUGGUAUUCAUAUCUCCCGUUCUUCACCGCCGCAAAAGUAAAAGAUGAAGCCGUUCUUUGUACGUCGAACGUCAACAUUACUGGUUGUCAUGCGAAUUGCACAAGCAUUCGGUAUGAUGUUGAUUACACGUCCAUUGUAACUGAGUGGGAUUAUGUGUGUGGAGUGGACAAGUACAAAAUACCUUUAACAAAGAGUAUAUUUUACGUUGGGAAGUUUUUUGGCGCAUACAUGUUUGGCUGGAUAUCUGAUCGCUAUGGCAGACGGGUUGUGUUCUUCGUCACGGCUUUCAUCCAAUUUGUCAGCUCCCUAGCGACAACGUUUUCAUCAGAUUACUAUAUGUAUAUGAUCUUGAGACUGCCUAUUGGUAUUUGCAGUGGAGGAAACUUCAUGGUAGGAUUUCUACUGGCAACAGAAAUGGUCGGCGUAAAGCAACGAAAUUGGGCAAAUGGCGUGAUGCAGGGUGGAUAUGGUGUUGGCAUUGCACUGCAAGCCUUGCUUGGUUACCUUCUUCGUAACUGGAGACACUUUAAUCUACUUAUUACACUUCCAAAUGUACUUUUUAUACUCUAUUGGUGGUGGAUGCCAGAAUCCCCAAGAUGGUUGGUCGCACGCGGUCGAACCGAUGAAGCUGAUAAAAUUUUGGUGAAAAUUGGAAAACAGAACAAGAUGAAACUUUCGAGAGAAAUACACACAGAUGACAUCCCGCAUGAAAAGAGCGCUUCCCAAAAGACUUAUCAUAUUGGCCACUUGUUCAGCACAAAACGUUUACGAAAGAUAACUUGCAUUGAAGGUUUUUCCUGGCUGGUGACGAGUUUGGUAUAUUACGGAUUAAGUUUUAACGUGGAUGACUUGGCUGGUAAUGUCUACCUAAAUUUUGCUCUGUCUGGCCUUGUUGAGAUUCCAGCCUAUCUCUUGGCAACAAUCCUUGUUAACAGAAUAGGCAGACGUAUUCCGCUGGUGCUGUAUUUCCUAAUCGGAGGUGUGGCGUUACUAUCUACCCUUCCAAUUGUUCUCACAGGAAAGGAUAAAGAGCUCAAAGGCUUAGUGAUGACAUUGUCUUUAGUUGGAAAAUUCACAAUUUCUGCAUGUUUUUACCAAGUGUACAUCCACACUGCUGAGCUUUACCCCACUGUUAUCAGGAACAACGGCAUGGGAUUUGCCUCUUUGUGUUCAAGAAUUGGAGGAAUUUGUGCGCCAUUCAUUGUUGAUGGUACACCAACUGCCUUUCCCUAUGUUGUUUUCGGUUCGGCCUCCAUACUUGCUGGACUCCUUUCGUUGUUGUUACCAGAGACGAAAAAUAAGCCUCUUCCAGAGUUUGUCACGUCAAAGGAUUGCUCGUCCAAAACACAAGAGACUACCGUGUUAUAAUUUAAGUUUUUGCAAAUGGUACCGUUAUAAGGUAUUCUUACUCUGUGCUUUGUACAAGUAUGCAACAAGCCUGCAUUUUAGUUAUGAAAUUUAUAUUUUCACUCAGGAUAAAAAGCCCGCAUGUUCGUUAUAAAAUCUAUAUUAUCGCAAAGGAUCCGCUUUCAAAGAGACACGCGCUAUAACGGCGUGUUAAUUUAUACAGGUCUUAUAAAAAAGUAAGGUUUAAUGUAAAUAAAAAAAGAAAGAGAGGUAUUAUUUUCAUAGAUUUACUGGAUUUAAAAAUAUAUUUUAAU
Messenger RNA from Dendronephthya gigantea, 1941 nucleotides. Its product is annotated as organic cation transporter protein-like. NCBI's taxonomy places the organism in Eukaryota, Metazoa, Cnidaria, Anthozoa, Malacalcyonacea, Nephtheidae. The coding region runs from base 179 to 1648 and encodes 489 amino acids. The transcript is spliced from 9 exons. Gene Ontology annotation, molecular function: transmembrane transporter activity. The record is from RefSeq and is a predicted model, not a curated record. Gene Ontology annotation, cellular component: membrane. Gene Ontology annotation, biological process: transmembrane transport.